Labrus mixtus (cuckoo wrasse) is the source of this 4812-nucleotide messenger RNA. RefSeq names its product sortilin-like. Gene Ontology annotation, molecular function: protein binding. The transcript is spliced from 20 exons. Gene Ontology annotation, cellular component: membrane; Golgi apparatus. Lineage: Eukaryota; Metazoa; Chordata; Actinopteri; Labriformes; Labridae. The record is from RefSeq and is a predicted model, not a curated record. The coding region runs from base 69 to 2501 and encodes 810 amino acids. Gene Ontology annotation, biological process: Golgi to endosome transport; endocytosis; vesicle organization.
UGGGGAACCAGCGUUGGGUCAGAAGAGUUUCUCGAAAGGACCGAAGUUGCUCAAACGUCUUAGUAAACAUGAUCCGUGCGUCUUGCGUUUUGGCGCUCUGUUGUUUUUCGUGUUCACUGGGCACAGAUAUUCACCCGGGGAUAAAGCUGUCAGGAGUGAGCCGGCUGCAGAGGGACUUUAAAAGUGAUGAGGAGCGACAUGGUUUAGAUACGUCGGAGUUAUCGAAACGCAGCGCAGGACUGAAUGAACAGACAUGCACCGAUCUGGCUGGAGUCGAGUCAACCCUGCAAAACAACACCCAUUCUUUUACCUUCAAAGUGCGGACCAUGGGUUCACUGUCUCUGGCCUGGGUGGGAGACAGAUCAGGGGUGCUGCUGGUCUUGACGACAUUUCAGGUGCCACUGUUCAUGAUGCGUUUUGGCCAGUCCAAUCUCUACAGGAGUGAAGACUAUGGGAAGACGUUCAAAGAUGUAACUCACCUGAUCAAUCACACCUUCAUCCAGACCGAGUUUGGCAUCGCCAUCAGUCCUGACCACUCCGGGAAGGUUAUGCUCACUGGUGAUGUGUCAGAAAUCGGUGGGUUCAAGCUGUUCCGCUCACAGGACUUUGGCAUGACUUUUGUUCCGACCGACCUGCCGUUUGAGCCCGUCAUUCAGAUGCUGUACAACCCGGCAGACUGUAACAUGCUGCUGACGUUCAGCAUCACGCGAGACCUAUGGCUGUCCGAGGACUUUGGUGCCACCUGGAGGAAGAUACAUGAAAGUGUCUGUUUGGUCAGAUGGGGUCAAAACAACAGUAUCUACUUUACAAUCAACCACAAUGGAUCGUGCAAUGAAAGAGGAACGCUGGAGCUACUGAAGACGACAGACUACGGUCGAAGUUUCAAAACCAUCGCAACACGAGUUUACUCCUUUGUCCUGGGAGGGCGCUUUGUUUUUGCUUCAAUCAUGACCGGCACGGGUACAGAGCGUAUGAUCCACGUGUCAGUGGAUGGAGGUGAGGUGUGGAACAUGGCUCAGCUUCCUACCGUCAACCACGAGCAGUUCUACUCCAUCCUGACAGCCAAUCAGGACAUGAUCUUCAUGCAUGUGGACGACCCCGAAGACUCUGGUGUUGGAACUAUCUACGUGUCAGACAACAGAGGAACCGUCUUCUCCAAGUCCCUGGAGCGCCAUCUUUACACAACCACAGGAAGUGAAACGGACUUUACGGUCAUUACGUCACUCAGGGGCGUCUACAUGACCAGCAUACUCACAGAGGAUGGUGCAGUGGAGACAGUGAUCACAUAUGACCAAGGAGCAAGAUGGCAGACACUACACAGACCAGAGAACAGCAACUGUGACACUGAAACAUCCACUAACAGGCCUAACAGAUGCAGACUGCACAUCCACGCCUCCUAUAGCACCACCAUGAAAAUGAACGUCCCCAUGCUUCCUCUCUCACAACCCAGUGCUGUUGGCCUCAUUCUAGCCCAUGGCAGUGUUGGAGAUGCAGAGUCAGCUCUCUCCCCUGAUGUGUAUGUGUCUGAUGAUGGGGGCUACUCGUGGAUGUUGGCUCUCCGGGGCCCCCAUCAUUACGCCAUACUGGACUCUGGAGGGCUGCUUGUGGCUGUGGAGCAAACCAACUCACCUGUCAACCAGAUCAAGUUUUCCACUGACGAGGGGCAGUGCUGGCACACUUAUAACUUCACCAGCGACCCGCUCCACUUUAGUGGGAUGGACAGCGAGCCCGGCUCUCGCUCCAUGAAUGUCAGCCUGUGGGGCUACAGGAAUGACUUCAGUAAAUGGAUCGUGAUCACCAUAGACUUCAGGAAGAUCCUCACCAGAGACUGUGCCGAAGGAGACUUUGUGCAGUGGCUGUCUCAUUCUGCAGACCCCAGUGGAUCCAAUGAUGGCUGUGUUCUGGGCUAUAAAGAGGCCUUCCUGCGCCUAAGGAAAGACUCUGUCUGUUGGAAAGGAAGGGACUAUGCUGUCACUAAGGAUCUGUCCCCCUGUACAUGUACAGAGGAUGAUUACCACUGUGACUUUGGAUAUUACCGGCCACAGAACAGCUCAGAGUGUGUGGAGCAGGAGGAGAUGAAGGGUCGUCCUUUAGAGUUCUGUUUGAAUGGGACCACAGAGGAGCUGCAGACCAGCGGCUACCGGAAGAUUCCAGGAGAUCAAUGUGAGGGAGGUUUCCAGCCAGACAGAAAGGAGACUGACCUGAGGAGACGGUGCACGAGCAACGCCCUUCAUCCAAAUUCUCUGACUGACAACAGUACAACAAACACAGCUGUCAUCGUGAUGGUUGUCAUGGCGAUCCUGAUGACCAGUGCUGUAACAGGCGUUUGGCUGGUUAAGAAAUAUGUCUGUGGUGGACGGUUCCUCGUGCAUCGAUACUCGGUAAUGAGGGAACACGUUGAGGCUGAUAAAAUAGAGGGAGUCGACGAUGUUGACCCUCAUUACACGGAGACAGGAAAAGCACAGUACAACGAAGACUCAGAUCAGGACCUCUUGGAAUAAGGUGGACAUUGAUUCUUUAAGUCUAAAUCUAACAAAGUCUGUAGUGAUGCCUGGGCACUCCUGUUGCUGAUUAACAUCUUCUUCUCACUUCUCCCUGUUCCCCCCCCGGAUGGCUGAAGGACUCAGCAGCUACUCCCAUCGCUUCCUUGAACCAGUUGAACCGGUAGUUUGGGGAGGUGGGGACAAACCCAGCGUAGAACAAAAGAAAGCCGCCGGGGUCCCCGAGGAGCUUUUGUUGUUUCUGUCACAAAGAGUUGUGUAAAGACUGUUAGAAGACUGAACAUGUGCUCUAUUGUAAAAAGUGUUUCUUUUCAUGUUGACCUGACAAAAGAUGCUCUUUCACAUUGUUAUGCACUGCAGAAGCACAUUACAGAGGCUUCAAAUUGGAUAUCUGGAUGAACAGUGUUAGGGAACAGCACAGAAAUAAUCAUCAGUAUUUUAGCUCAGAAUCGACGUCUGCUGUCAAUGAAAUCUUUUUUUUAUUUCUUUAUAUUUAAAAGCUCGCAAUGUACAGUUCUGAUGAGUAAGGCGGCUAUUUUGACAUUUCUUUUGUCAGUUUCACAAGUCACUAAAUAUUAGACGGUUACAUGAUUUUAAAGACUACUUACUCUGAAUCACAUUUUAGUCAUUAGUUUACUUAGUUCUGAAUGAUUUUAUUUGUAAUCAUUUUGUAUAUAAUGAUACUGCUCUCUUUUUUAACAGUAGUGUUUCUAUUUUUGCUUAAAGAGUGUAGGUUUUACAGAAAAAUCACGAGCAGAAUAAUAACAGAAGGAGGCUGUUUUCUGUUUAAAUAGAGACAGUUCAUGCAACUUUUAAAACUCAUCUAUUUAUAGUUCUUGUAAAUAUUUCCAUAGUUAAAUAUAACAACUCAAAACUACUUUAACAUUUCCUUUUAAGUUGAAGCUUUUGAUGCAUUGAAGUCUGAUCCAUCAAAUACCUUUGAGGUAUUUUUUUAUUGAAUAUGCAGAAAUAGACAAACGUGUAAUUGCUAUUAGCAAUCAGAAAACAUGCUGUCCCACACAAUUCAAAAUGCUAGUCUUUAACUUUUAGUGCGCUGUGAAACUUUUGGAAUAAAGGUUAAAAGGGCCGGCCGAUGUUGUGAGGACAUUUUUGUGGAACAUAGUGCAGCUUCAUGAAACAGACAUCUUCUACUCCCCCUGUAUGUGUGGUGAAAAUGAAAGACUUGAAUUAUUGCCAAAGCACUUUGAAUGAUUAAUUUUCUAAUUGUAGAGGAGAGAUUGUAGAGGUGAAAGCUAAUCGCUGCCCAGCAUUAUAUCAGUAUGAAAGCAAUGCUAUCCCAAACCCUUUACUUGAACAUUCUGAUUUUGUUUGCUUAACAGGAUGCAGCCAUGUGUUGCUGUUGUUGUGGUUUCUCUUCUUGUUUUUCCAGCCAAUACCAAUGUUUAUGUUAUAUUACAAUCUGGAUAUCAGGCCGCUUCUGAGGAUGAGACCUCAAUAAGAAUACUUAUAUUUAGGAUAAAUUCAAAAAUUUAACUCGUACUAAAUAAUCAAGAUAAUAUGUUUUUAUGGACCUUGCUGGACUGUUUCUGUUUCCAAUGUUGAAGCAGAAACAGUAAAGCAAAAACACAACAAUUAAAAAAAAAAUCCUUAAAAGUCUUACUGACUCUGCGCUUUAAAGCUACGUUCAGCCAGUAUUCAGAGUCUUAUAUUGGUGCAUUCCAAUUUAUUCAUCUCACAGAUGUUGCAAAAUAUCCACAAUUAAAGAACUACUUCAUGGAUGAAUGUGUCUGCUGGUGAUGAGGGGCAUACACAUUUCUAAGUUAAUAGAGUUGCAUCUUUUUCCAAGUAGACACCUUCUCACUUUAUAUGAUUUUCUAGAUUAGGGGGUCACUUGCUACCAUUUCUGUAGUCUGCCAAUCUUAUUACAGUAAUUCUUGAUACUGGCAGGGCUUCUGGCUAAUGCUUGUUUUCUCCAGCGGACUCAAUAAUAUCCCAGCGAAUAAGCUAUAGUAAUAAGCUGGCCUGAUGUAGAGGCAAAUUCUCAAGGACUGUUGGUUUAACUUAGUCAGAUAUGAAAGCAAAUUCAUAUGCUUGAUGCUUCUUAUAUUUACACAACUGUCAGAUAGAACAAAACCAGUUCUCUACUGGAUUCCAUGAUAUAUUUUUGCACUGUAUCUACAGAUCUGUGAAAAAGUGACAAUUGUGCCUCCUUGUAUAUCAAAUUUUUGUGAAGCAUUUAGGACAAGAAUUGUGAUCUUCAUUCCUUCUCGUUUCUGAACUGUUUGCAAGGAUAUCAGAGAUGAGUACCUUUGAAUUAAACUAUUCUGUAGCAAACAUGGUCAAUAACAAA